This is a messenger RNA of Acytostelium subglobosum LB1, 1425 nucleotides long. RefSeq lists its product as hypothetical. The record is from RefSeq and is a predicted model, not a curated record. Bases 1 to 1425 code for a protein of 474 amino acids. Gene Ontology annotation, molecular function: zinc ion binding. NCBI's taxonomy places the organism in Eukaryota, Evosea, Eumycetozoa, Acytosteliales, Acytosteliaceae. The transcript is spliced from 4 exons. Gene Ontology annotation, cellular component: nucleus; cytoplasm.
AUGUUUGAAUUCAUUACAAAUGAUAGUGUACCACAACCUGAGGAGUUCAAGGACUUGUCGAGCACUGCAACUGUAGAGGAGAUUGAGAGUCUUUGUAUGAACUGUCAUAACGAGCAUGGUCUAACAAAGAUACUGCUCACCAAGAUACCAUUCUUCCGUGAGAUCAUCCUGCUGGCCUUUGAGUGUCCCGAGUGUGGAUUCAAGAGCUCAGAGGUGCAGUCCGGUGGUUCAAUCGCUGACAAGGGUGUUCACAUCGAGCUCACUCUUCAAUCAUACGAGGACAUGAACAGACAGAUUGUAAAGAUGGACACUGCAUCGAUCACCAUCCCAGUGUUGGACUUUGAGAUCCCUGCCUCCACUCAGAGGGGCAGCCUCAACACUAUCGAAGGAUUCCUCAGAGGAUCGAUCGAAGGUUUGAACCAAGCCGCCAAGAUCAAGAGAGAGGACGGAGAUAAUCAGACAGCAGACAGCAUUGUUGCAUUCAUUGCAAAGCUCACUGACUUGAUGUUGGUCGAGCAACCUUUCACAUUGGUCAUUGACGACCCUUCGGGCAACUCGUACGUCGAGAACCCAUUGGCACCAAAGAACGAUCCAAACAUGAGCAUCUCCAAGUACACUAGGACUGAUGAGCAGAACGCUAUGUUGGGCAUCAGCGGUGUCCCAGAGACUUCGACAUCGACAUCGGCAUCCGCCACUGAACAACUCAGCAAACCAUUGGAGGAUCGUGAGAUCCUUUCACUGCCAAACUCAUGCACUCACUGUGGACACUUGGGCAAGAUCAACAUGGUCGUCACAGACAUCCCCUACUUCAAGAACGUUGUGCUCAUGGCAUUCAACUGCGAGGAGUGCGGCUUCAAGACCAACGAGAUCAAACCUGGUGGCGCCAUCGAGCCAAGGGGCCGCAAGCUCACGCUUCGCGUCGAGUCUGUCGACGACUUGUCUCGCGACGUUCUCAAGUCCGAGACGGCCAACGCCAUCAUCCCCGAGUUGGACAUUGAGAUCACUCACGGAUCGCUUGGUGGCAGGUUCACGACCAUCGAGGGUCUGCUCACCACGAUCCGCGACGAGCUCGAGAAGAACCCAUUCUUCCGUGGCGACAGCGCCGACGUCAAGACACGUGCGCGCUACAACGAGAUCAUGUCGGGUCUCGACCGCUUCGUCAGUGGCGAGGAGAAGUUCACCAUGAUCAUCGACGAUCCCAUCUCCAACAGCUACAUCCAGAGUCUCUACGCGCCAGACCCCGAUCCCAACUUGGACUCGGAGGACUACGAUAGAACCUUUGAGAUGAAUGAGGAGCUUGGCUUGAACGACAUCAACACAGAGAACUAUGAGCAUAUCCACGAUGAGGAGCAUGAGAAGGCUGCUGCCGAUGCCGCCGCUGCUGCAACUGCCGCUGCUGAGCAUGAUGGCAAGAAGGACCUAUAG